This is a messenger RNA of Sceloporus undulatus (fence lizard), 744 nucleotides long. Its product is annotated as pseudouridine-5'-phosphatase-like. The transcript has a single exon. The record is from RefSeq and is a predicted model, not a curated record. The coding region runs from base 16 to 714 and encodes 232 amino acids. NCBI's taxonomy places the organism in Eukaryota, Metazoa, Chordata, Lepidosauria, Squamata, Phrynosomatidae. Gene Ontology annotation, molecular function: phosphatase activity.
UGCCAUUUUAGCACCAUGGCUGCCUGUGGUGGCAAGGCAUUGCACCCUGUGACUCAUGUCAUUUUCGACCUGGAUGGCACCAUGUUGAAUACUGAAACUCUUUAUACACUGGUGCUGGAAGAUCUCUGCGGCCGCUAUGGGAAGAAGUUCGGUUGGGAGCAAAAAGACGUCAUUAUGGGCAGAAGGGAAUUGGAGGCACUGGAUAUUCUUCGAAAGCUCCUCGACAUUCCCCUGACAGCCGACCAAAUGAUGUCUGAAAUUGAUAAGAAGAAGAAAGAGUUGUUUCCCACAGCUUCACUGAUGCCAGGUGUUGAAAAACUGGUCCGCCAUCUCCACCAGUACAAGAUACCAUUUGCCGUUGGCUCCAGCUCCCUUCGAGAGCCCUAUGAAUUGAAAACAGUCCACCACAAAGCUUUGUUUGGUUUAUUCCAUCAUAUCGUGCUGGGCGAUGACCCUGAAGUGAAAAAUGGGAAGCCGCACCCUGACAUUUUCCUAAUCUGUGCCAAGAGGUUUGAACCUCCAGCGCCUCCAGCCAAGUGCCUUGUUUUUGAAGAUGCACCCAAUGGGGUCAAAGCAGCACUGGCUGCUGGGAUGCAAGUGGUCAUGGUUCCUGACGAACAUCUGAAGAAAGAACUCACUAAAGAAGCAACCCUCGUACUUCAGUCUAUGAAUGACUUCAAGCCAGAAAUGUUUGGCCUACCAAAAUUUGACUGAGAACUGGUCCUGCCUCUUGUAUAAACUUAG